Scheffersomyces amazonensis is the source of this 1191-nucleotide messenger RNA. RefSeq names its product Fasciclin and related adhesion glycoprotein. The transcript has a single exon. The coding region runs from base 1 to 1191 and encodes 396 amino acids. The record is from RefSeq and is a predicted model, not a curated record. Lineage: Eukaryota; Fungi; Ascomycota; Pichiomycetes; Serinales; Debaryomycetaceae.
AUGAAGUUCUCAGUUAAGAGUUUAAUCGCCACCGCUGCUUUAGUAACCAAGACCCUCGCUGUCAAUGUCGCCUGUUUAGUUGAAGGUGUUGAAGUCGCUAUUGUUGACUUAGACACUGGUGUUUGUCCAUUCACCAUCCCAGCUAACUUACCAGUUUUCUUUGACUUCACUUCUCCAGAAGAUUUCAACGUUGAAUUCUACUACUCUGUUGUUGGUAACGCCAGAUUCUUCAACGAUAUUGUUGCUGCCGGUAGAAUCAUUAACAUUCCAGCUAUUGAUUUAUUCGGUUUACCAGGUGCUCCAUUAUACCAAGUUCACGUCCAAGAAACUCCAUCUGUUAACUCUACUGCUGCUAUCAGAAAGAGAUUAUUCAAGGAUGACUCUGAAUUAUUAAAGAGAGAUGCUGCUUCUGAUUUUGCUGCUUCUUUAGAAUCUCUUGAUGGUACUUUAGUUAACUCUGGUGCUUUCCAAGUUGUUGCUUUAUCUUCAUCUUCAUCUGCUCCAACUUCUGCUCCAUCUACUAUCCCAGUUUCUUCUGGUGUUGAAACCUUACCAACCGGUACCGUUACUACUACCCUUGAAUCUACCACCCUUAUUACCAUCACUUCUUGUAAGGACCACUUAUGUACCCCAACUGUUGUUCCAGCUACCCCAGCUUUAACCACUGAAACCAUUAACGGUGAAGUUACCAUUUACACUACUUACUGUCCAUUAAGCGGUGAAACCGAAACCACCACUGUUGAAUCUACCACCAUCAUCACCAUCACUUCUUGUAAGGAUAACAAGUGUGAAGAAACCACUGUUCCAGCUACCCCAGCUUUAACCACCCAAACUAUUGAAGGUGUUGUUACUGUUUUCACCACCUACUGUCCAGUUUCUGGUGAAACCACCGCUGCUGCUGCUACUGGUACUCCAGCUGCCCCAGCUGCUGCCGGUACUUCUACUGAAACCGAAACCCUUACCAAGGGUGCUGCUGCUACCACUGGUGCCGCUGCUGGUACUCCUGGUGCUGCUGCUGGUACUACUGGUGCUCCAGCUCCAGGUGUUGCCACUACUCCAGUUACCGUUGCUGCUGAAUCAACUGGUGCCGCUGCUACUACUGGUGCUAUCUCUACUUACGAAGGUGCUGCUGCUAACUUCGGUGCUUCCUUAUUAGCUUUAGCUUUUAUUCCAUUAGCUUACUUAUUAUAA